Loxodonta africana (African savanna elephant) is the source of this 3426-nucleotide messenger RNA. RefSeq names its product VOPP1 WW domain binding protein (gene VOPP1). Gene Ontology annotation, cellular component: cytoplasmic vesicle membrane. The coding region runs from base 407 to 826 and encodes 139 amino acids. The record is from RefSeq and is a predicted model, not a curated record. Lineage: Eukaryota; Metazoa; Chordata; Mammalia; Proboscidea; Elephantidae. The transcript is spliced from 5 exons.
UGCACAGAGGCCAAAAAGCAUUGCUGGUAUUUUGAAGGACUUUAUCCGACGUAUUAUAUGAAGAAGCCCGUUGUGAUUUGGCACGCGGAGGAUGAAUGACAUUCACCACGUCCACCUCAGCCCCUCCCGUCUGGGCCACCAGGUUGACAGUGGCCAGCUGUGCUAGUUCUGUGGAAUGCACUGGUAGCAGUUCUGUCUUCAUCAUUAGCACCCCCCCCCCCGCGGCCCCAAGCUGCUUCUAAGAAUGGAGUCUGUGGGUGGUGCAAAUGGUUAGCACGCUGAGCUGCUAACCAAAAGGUUCAGGUUCGAGUCUACCCAGGGGCUCCUCAGAAGAAAGGCCUGGUGAUCGACUUUGGAAAAAACAGCCAUUGGAAACCCUGUGGAGCACAGCUUUACCCUGACACACAUGGGAGGUACCAGAUGCCGCUCCUAUGAGGACUGCUGUGGCUCCAGAUGCUGUGUACGGGCGCUCUCCAUCCAGAGGCUCUGGUAUUUCUGGUUCCUCCUGAUGAUGGGUGUGCUCUUCUGCUGUGGUGCCGGCUUCUUCAUCCGGAGGCGGAUGUACCCCCCACCACUGAUUGAGGAGCCUGCGUUCAACGUGUCCUACACCAGGCAGCCCCCGAACUCUGCUGCAGGAGCCCAGCAGCCAGGGCCGCCGUAUUACACCGACCCCGGAGGACCAGGCUUGAACCCUGCUGGGAAUCCCAUGGCGAUGGCGUUCCAGGUCCAACCCAAUUCACCCCAGGGAAGCACUGCCUACCCUCCGCCCCCGUCCUACUGCAACACGCCGCCGCCCCCAUACGAACAGGUGGUGAAGGCCAAGUAAGCGGGGGCCGGGGACACCUGCCCGUGUGAAGAGGCACCACGGCCACACUGCAGGGAGACAAGUGGGCUCCCGGGUCCCACAGGCCCACACCCAGCCUUCUCUGUCCCCGUCAGUGUUCCUGUAAGGAGCGGUCUGACAAGCCGCUAAGGGCAAAUUUCACUUUGAUCUCUUCAAAGCAAGCACAGCUCCCUUUCAAGUUUCCACGGAGGACCAAUAUUUGAAUUCACACUGUGUCUCCUCUCACUUGUUUCUGUGUAAUCUGUGCUCUCAGGCAGUGCGGUGACAGUUGCCGAGGGUUGCAGUCUCCUAGGGUGGUGAACCCAGAUCCUCAAAAGAGAGACUGGGAGGAGGAGGGCGGGGGGGGGGUGUGGAAUGGGGGGCGCAGCUGAGUGGUGAGCACGCGCAGAGGGCCCAGGGUGCGGCAUUCUGUUGGGGCGCUAGGCAGGCUUCGCUCCACAAGAUCGAAACGCCUGCCCACUGCAGGGAGAUGGCCCGGUGGCAGGGACUGACUCAGAGCCGAGCCCCAGCGGGUCUUUUUCAGCCGAAUGCGCUGAGGGAGACAGGCAGCAGGAGGAUGUGUCUGGGCCCUGCUCUGUCCCUGCGCACCUCAGUGGCUCAUUGUGAAGACAUCCCCUCUGCACAACUGGGCUGGGAAGAGCAGGUGCGGCCCCGCUUCCACCUCCAGGAAUGAAGCUGGAUGUCUACAGCUCCCUGAGAACCACUACAGAACAUUUCUUACAGUCACGGGAAAUCACUCCCUGCCCAAUCUGGAAUGCUACGUUUUAUGAGUUCUUGGUCUGACUUGGAGAAAAAUUCUUCGCCCUUUUCCAGUGCGUUUGAGGAAGCACGUGCAUAAUGUCCUGCCCUUUGAGGUCGGAUGAGGAGUGUGUCUUCCUGGGAUGCUCAGGGCCGCUCAGUCUGUCAUCACACCUAGAGGUUCUUGCUGCUUCCGAAGGCAGCUCUGAGAUGGUGGGUUUGAUGGACACUUUCAAAGCAGAACUGCCCCACUCGGGCAUACCUGGCAUGGACGGCACAGUGGACUCCAGGGGGGAGGUGUCCCGUGGGAGUAGAGACUUCGGUUUUGAGCCUGGAGCAGCUGUGGUGGCAUUUGAUCUCAGCAGGUGUGUCUUGGCCUCUGAGGAGCGGGAGCAAGCUGAGAAAAAGAGGAGAAAGCAGACAUCCCAGGGCUGAAGAGAGAUUUCUUCAAAAAAUACUAAGUUGAUUUUUACUGAAUUUAGUGAAAUUAGAAUGCAAACCCCUGGAUAAGAAACAUGUCUCACCUGGAGUUGCUAACCUGAGCAGGGCCGUUCUGGUCCUUGGCAUAGUUGGUAGUGUUGAUAGUGUACCCAAACCCAAAUGUAGACCCGGUGUGUCAUAUAGCAGGGUGAAGCAGUGUAGCCAAGACACCUAAGUCCCCCUGUGUGUAGUAGUGUAGGUAGUGGGGAAGGGGCAGUGCUUAUUUUUGAAACGAUCUAAUUGGAGCCUCUUGAGAAAUUGUUACUCCUUGAACUUGAGCAGAGGGACAGCUCACUGGAGGAUGCUGAGUAUUUUCAUUACCCCAGACCAGGAGUCUUGGCCUCCAUGCUUUGCCAGGGUAUUUGUAUGUGGUAAAAACCCAGUUGUUGUAGAGUUGAAUUAGACCCAUCAGGACCCCACGUGUGUCUGCAUGGAACUGCGCCGCAUAGGGUUUUCAAUGGCAAAUUGUCAGAAGUAGCUUGCCAGACCUUUCUUCCGAGGUGCCUCUGGAUGGACUCGAACCUCCAAUCUUUCAGUUAGCCGUUGAGCACGUUAGCCAUUUGCACCACCCAGGGACUUCUUGUAAGGGGUAGGGAGUGAGCCGUAGGGAUGGGGCAGAAGUCACUGCUCCACGACUUGUUUGAGGAUAGAGACCUGGGAGCCUCCUAGGAAAUUGCACGGGAAAUGCUUGGGAACACAGUUUGUGAACACAGAUGCUACCUUUGUGUGACUUCUGACCUCCUGUCACUGACUGCAGUACCUACCCACACUCGCCUCCCUGGUUUAAACGAGAAGACAAAGCACAACGUUUGCUGUUUACAACCAAGGAACAACUACACAGGGUCCAAAAGCUCACCUUCCUCUAGGCCAUUUAUUUCGCAUUUUUAACUUCAAUUAGCACGUGGAGAGCUGGCCCUGGAAUUGCACAGGGUCCGGCUGAACAGGCACCCAAAGGCCUAUGACUAAAUUUUGUUGAUCUUUUUGAUAGCACAUCAUCUCAAGAGACCAGAUGAUUGGUAGUGCUCAACAAUUUUAUAUUCCCAUGUUUGUGUAAGGUGCGUUUUGUGUUCCCUUGAACCUGGGCUAGAACCCCCAGUGGACACUGGUACUGUGUACUGAAACCACCUCUGGUGACAUUUCCCGGCCAUUCUCAUUUCUUGUGUGCUGCUGGUGGGCUGUCCCCACCUUGUAGAGUGAGUGGCAGCCCCUGGCGUACCAGGUCCUGUAGGGCCCGUGGUUAGGAGAAAACUUGAAGCUGAUCUGUGCAUGCUUUUCCUCUGCAAUGUUUGGCUCAUUUCCUUAUUUUCUGUUCUUUUGAUAGGUUCCUGUUUCCUAUGUAUGCAAAAUAAAAAUAAAUUUGGGCA